CUGACCUCUUUGUAUUGCACAAGAAUGCAGCACAAGAGUCGGAUAGUUUGGCCUGAUAUGCCUUUGUCUUGUUCUGCGGGCUCAAUGGCCUUGUCCCUAGUAACCGUUAUCACGAUGUGGGAAACACCACGUCUAUGUGAAAUUCCUCCUCGUUCCCGUAUGACCAAGGGCACCAAGGCAGGGCUGUAAUUUCCCCCAUCCUUUCCAUCUUACCGUCUUCACAUAAACAGAAAAGAUGACCAGCUGGUGAUGGGGAUGGCACACAAUGAAGGUCCUAGUCAUCAGGGUGAAGAACGGGGUGAAAAAGUUGACCGAGAAAGCAUUUUGCAUUUUCAUCAAAGUAAUUUCUCAUUAACAUUCUAAUCCAGGGAAGAAGAAAAGGGAACAACUGCAAGCAUGUCAAAGAAGAAGAAGGGACGUGCAGAAGGCAAGAGCAAGGCGGUAGGAAUGGAGUUGGAAGUUUUGACAACAGCUACUGAACGGAUUGUCGCACUGCAGAACGAGUACGAUGAAAUGGUGAAAGAGUUAAAACAAAUGAAGUUGAAGAUUUAUAACCUGCGAAAGGAGAAUGAGUUCCUUGAAAAGGAAGCACAGCAGACGCGCCUGGAAACUCACGAAUACAUCGUACAAAUGUCCAAAAGGACUGAGAAAAGGCAGAGUCAGAUUAUUACGCUUAAUGAUCAGAAUCACCAGAGCCUGGAAGAAAUCAGGACUGAAAAGGAGAAAAUACUGGCUGAAUUUGAGGUACAGAAACAAGAACUGGAAAUCACACAAAUACAGAAAGAAAAUGAUCUGGCUCAGCUUAAGAAGGAGAUUGAAGACCUGGGGGAAUAUAAAGAAUUGCGGGAGCAGCAGCUGGCAAGAAUCAGCGAACUGGACGGUCUGGUGAUGGAAGCCCGGGCCAAACAUUCUCAGUGUGUACAUGAUCUCAAACUCAACUUCAACAAGGAGAAGGCUGAGUAUAAACAGAAUGCCAGGAAGAUGGUGAAACAGCUGGAGAAGGAUGCGAACAAGGAGGCAGUCUGCUGUCUAAUUGAGCAUAUUGAAUCUAUCAAGAUGGAGAACCAGCAGCUGAGAGAGGUAUUGGUGUGUUUGAUCGAACGGUCCCGAGUUCUCCAUGUGCAACAGGAGGAGCUGGAGGCUCAGCACACGCAGCUGCUCCAGGAGAGAGACUACUGCACCAAGUUGAGGACACUGCGGUACAGGAAGCAGCUUAGUGAGUAUGUGGAGCCAAGGGUCAAGGAGGAAUCAGACACCAAGGAGCAGCCAAAGGAACAGGUGGAGCCAGAAACCAAGGAGCUGCCAAAAGUCAAGGGAGAGCCAGAAACUAAGGAGCUGUCAAAAGCCAAGGGAGAGCCAGAAACCAAGGAGCUGCCAAAAGUCAAGGUGACACUUGAUACUGAGGAGUCAUCAGACACCAAGGAGUCAUCGGAAACUAAGGAAGAGCCGACUCUUGAGGAACAAGAUGACGAGGAUUUAGACAGUGAUGAACUAGAAGAUGGGUAGCUGGAGAAGCUGGAAGAGGCUGCGUGGGAGAACAUAGGAAGUGGCAGAACCAUGAAGGUUGAAACAGAAAAAUCAUAUUCAAUUCAUCAGCUGCCUUUCCAGUGUAAAUAAUGAGAGAUCCUCCUUGAUUCAAGGAAGUUAUUAGACUUAAUUAGACAUUUUCUAAUAUUGUUUCCUUUUCAAAAUUCUGCAAUCUUAUUUUUGUCUCCAUCAAUGAAUAUUAAACUGCCUUGAGUAUGA
Chiloscyllium plagiosum (whitespotted bambooshark) is the source of this 1746-nucleotide messenger RNA. RefSeq names its product coiled-coil domain-containing protein 166. The record is from RefSeq and is a predicted model, not a curated record. NCBI's taxonomy places the organism in Eukaryota, Metazoa, Chordata, Chondrichthyes, Orectolobiformes, Hemiscylliidae.